CGGAAGUAUGGCAAAUAUUCAAUUCUAUCUCGCCAGCUGUGCGCUGCUGCUGCUGACCUUGAACUGGCGCACAUCCACGGGACUCCCGGUGCCCGCACCGAGCCCGGGGACCGACGAUCAGUGCUCUGACCUCUACAGGAGGCUCCUGCUGAACAUUUCAAACGCUCUCAGUAGUGGAACUUUGAGUUAUGGCAUCCCAUCUGAGAAAGUCGAGGUGAGGGGUGCAGGGGAGACCGUACUGGCCUGCGCACCCACUCAGACUCAGAACUCAAAUUGCAUGAUGCAAAGAAAUUUUUCUUUCAGUGAGAGUGAAUGUCUGAAGAACAUCAUGAAGGACCUGGCCUACUAUGGUGAUGCUAUUCAGUCCUACCUCGAGCACCCCCUCAAAAGUCCUAAUAAAGAAGCUGAACUUCUGAAUCCAAUUGUGGAAAUAAUUCAGAGUCUCACAAAGAACUGCUUUCCGCAGCAGAAUGGAGAGAACCAGUCCACAAAGGAAGAUGCCAAGGUGUGGGGCAAUGACUCCUUCACUAACCGGCUGGAGAUGUAUAAGAUGAUGAGAGGCUUCCAUAUCCGAGCCAUCACCAUCAACCGGGCCAUUGGCUACAUCGCCUCAGGAGACCACAGGAAGUAGACAUCCUGCAAACCUCUUCAACUUCAUCACCAUCAUUCCAACCAAUAGUACAACAAAAAUCUCUACUCAUUUAAUUCAUCACA
Molecule: messenger RNA, 714 nt
Organism: Archocentrus centrarchus (flier cichlid)
Lineage: Eukaryota; Metazoa; Chordata; Actinopteri; Cichliformes; Cichlidae
Gene: il12a
Product: interleukin 12a
Exons: 7
Coding region: 8-631 (207 amino acids)
Biological process (GO): immune response
Cellular component (GO): extracellular region
Molecular function (GO): interleukin-12 receptor binding; growth factor activity
Source: RefSeq, a predicted model, not a curated record